Molecule: messenger RNA, 1257 nt
Organism: Polychytrium aggregatum
Lineage: Eukaryota; Fungi; Chytridiomycota; Chytridiomycetes; Polychytriales
Product: twinfilin-1
Exons: 10
Coding region: 100-1122 (340 amino acids)
Biological process (GO): actin filament depolymerization; barbed-end actin filament capping
Cellular component (GO): cytoplasm; actin filament
Molecular function (GO): actin monomer binding; actin filament binding
Source: RefSeq, a predicted model, not a curated record
GUUUCGCGCCCAAAUCCCCCCCUGCUCUUUGGCCAGCAUCUCCCAACCCGGCCACAGCCUCGUCCUCUCUCGCACCCGCCGUCGACACACACCUGAAGAAUGUCCCACCAAAGCGGAAUCAAGCCCACGGCCAACCUCCUGUCCAUCUUUGAGUCGUCGAGGGAAUCUGCUCGCGCCAUCAAGGUCAUCAUCGAGUCCGAACAACUCGAGUCCGUCGCCACCCUCGAUGUCUCUGUUUCUUGGGAGCAGGGCUUCUCUGAGAUCCAAAGCUGGCUUGAGGACAAGACCCCGUGCUUCAUCCUGUAUCGUCUGGACGCCAAAACGGCGCUUGGGGCAUCCGAGUGGAUUGUUCUUUCGUAUGUUCCCGACCACGCGGCGGUUCGCCAGAAGAUGCUCUAUGCAAGCUCGCGAGCAACCCUGACCAAGGAGCUGGGCGACUCGACAUUUACCGAUUCAAUCUAUGCCACCCACAAGAACGAGCUGACUCUUGAAGGAUAUCGAAAGCAUAUCCAGCAUAAGCACGCGAGCGCCCCCCUGACCGAGCGCGAGCAGGAAAUGCAGCACAUCAAGAUAGCUGAGGUUAGUGUCGACAUUGGCACCGAGACCAGAAAGACGCUGGUCAAAGGGCUCGCCUUGCCUGUUGCCGACAGCGCCCUCGAAGCCCUCCGCGACCUCAAGGACGGCCGCGUCAACUAUGUCCAGCUGGCGAUCGACACUGCUGCCGAAGCCAUCGGCCUGCACCAGAGCGGCCUCAUUCCGAUCUCCGAGCUCAGCAGCCACAUCCCCAAGGACAGGCCACUGUAUACUAUCAUUAGCAUCCAGGUGCCUGACAAGGGCGUUGCUAUCGCAUUCGUCUACAGCUGCCCCCAAAAGUCCAAGGUCAAGGACCGCAUGUUUUACAGCUCGACUCUGCAGGCCACCCACGAGAUGAUUGAGCGUGAUUACGAACUCAAGAUCGCCAAGAGGAUCGAGACCGAUGAUGGCGAUGAGCUCAGCGGCGAGUACAUCCUUGGCGAGCUUGCCCCGACCCCGAAGAGCGAGUCGCAGCCGGGCACACCCCGCUCGUUUUCCAAGCCUGCCAAGCCUGGCCGCGGCCCGGCCCGCAUCAUCCGGCCCAACUAAUAGCCCACGGACCAAACGGCCUACGGAUGGACUUUGCUGGGUGGUCGACGACACUGCGAUCUGGCGAGAUCCAGAGACGAUCGAGACAUGUUACAAUCAAUCCAAUAAAAAACGAGACACCCGUGUUUUUGACCA